Molecule: messenger RNA, 1889 nt
Organism: Prorocentrum cordatum
Lineage: Eukaryota; Dinophyceae; Prorocentrales; Prorocentraceae
Source: the annotation of a GenBank genome assembly
AUGGCGGCGGCAGCAGACACCCAGAUGGCAGGGGCUCCGGCGCGGGCGCUGGCAGGACCCAGGCGCAAGGGCGGCGCGUCCGCAGAAGGCGAGAAGGAGGCCAAGAGCAAGAACGAGAAGCACUCGGCCACCCUCAAGCUGCACUGGAACCACCUGCUGGGGCAGCCCAGGGAAACGGCGAUCACGCAGCUCCAGGACCCGGUGCGGCACUGCAGAGUCAGGGACUGCUGGCACGACAAGAAGAAGGAGGGUGCCGAGGCCACGCACUGCAAGGUGCAGCUCAUGAUGUCCCCCCAUAUGCAAUCGGUGACCACCAAGCACCACAGUGCGGAGGGGGCGACAGUGAGCGACGCAGUCCAGGCGGCAAUCCUCAAGGAGAACGGGGUCCUGAAGCCAGGAUCAGCCCCGCGCGGGGCGCUCGAGAGGGGCGCGGAGAAACUCCUUCGCAAGCUCGGCAUGACCUCCGACAGAAUAUCCAAGGCGAAGGGAUCCCAGGACCUGGACGAAGACGAAGACGAAGUGUGCGGCUCGCAGAUCAGCUGGCGCGCGCUGGAGGAGCUGGACGCCCGCGCGAGGGGCCGCCCGCACCCGCACGAGAUGGGUGCCUGGCACGUCGGGUGGGCCCGCGUCCGCAGCGCCCUGGAGACCGUGGACGAGGCCAUCAAGGAAUGCGACGAGGGCCAGCGCGUGGGCUCGGGCGGCGGGAAGCCGGCGCGGGAGGCGCCGAGCACGACGGGGCUCCGAGGCGGGGAAGCCGUCAAGGACCGCGGCAGCCGAGGCGGCGAGGCUGGCGACGACCGCAGUAAGGCCAUGGGCGCAAACGAGGCUUUCGAAGGGGAGGCCUCCAAGGAGCGCAGGAGGAGUCGCGGCAAGAGCAGGCAGCGGAGCAAGGUGAAACGCGGCAUGCGGAGCAGCUGCAGCGAGAGUGGCCAGCGAAAGGCGGAGGCAGAGGCCGAGGAGGUGAAGGCUACUAAGAGGAGGAAGGCCAAGGAGGCGAGCUCCAGCCCAGAGGCUGCCAAGGGCAAGCGGCGGAAGGCCAAGGAGGCGAGCUCCAGCCCAGAGGCUGCCAAGGGCAAGGGGCAGAAGGCCAAGGAGGCGAAGGACUCCAGCCCAGAGGCGGCCAAGGGCAAGAGGCGGAAGGCCAAGGAGGCGGACUCCAGCCCAGAGCCCAGAGGCGGCCAAGGCAAGAGGCGGAAGGCCAAGGAGGCGGACUCCAGCCCAGAGGCGGCCAAGGGCAAGAGGCGGAAGGCCAAGGAGGCGAAGGACUCCAGCCCAAAGGCGGCCAAGGGCAAGGGGCAGAAGGCCAAGGAGGCGAAGGACUCCAGCCCAGAGGCGGCCAAGGGCAAGAGGCGGAAGGCCAAGGAGGCGGACUCCAGCCCGGAAAGUGCCCAGCAGAAAAAGAGGUCGGCAAAGAGGCAGAGAAGGUCGUCGUCUUCCAGUUCCGUGCGAUCUCUACGGAAGGGAAGGGUCAAGGAUACAAAGAGGGAAGGCAAGGCCCAGCGACAAGUGAAUGGCGACGACGGCCCCAGAAAGAAAAACAAGAAGGGCGGCAAAUUGAAGAAGAAGGAGGACACAUCUUCAGGCUGAUGGUCGACGUCUGCACGCGCUCUCGGAGGGCAACGACGCGAGAGGGGAACUCCACUGGCGACGGCGCUGGCGGCAGCAGCACAGCAGCGGAGGCCGAGGUCCUCGUUUGCCGCGGCGGCGUCCAGCCAGCCGCGGGGCGCGCGCGGCGCCGCGCGCUCGUGCAGCGUACUCGUGCAGCGCGCUCAUGUGCGGACCUCGCUGCCGGCCGCCACGCCGCAGGCUGGCGCUGCGUCGCCGCGGCUCGCGGAGGCUGGCGGCGGGGGCAGGCAGGACCGCGGAGGGCCGCGCUCGCCGUGCUCUGC